Molecule: messenger RNA, 3340 nt
Organism: Ceraceosorus bombacis
Lineage: Eukaryota; Fungi; Basidiomycota; Exobasidiomycetes; Ceraceosorales; Ceraceosoraceae
Source: the annotation of a GenBank genome assembly
AUGCUCAAAGCGCACUCUGCCUCGCUUUGCAUCCCUCUAAUCACGCUACCGCCUUGCCACGCGCUGCUGUCAAUCUCCAGAGAGGUGGAGCUGGGCGAGAGUCUGAUUUCGAGAACAGAGACGUUGGGUGAGGAAAGUCUUGCGUAGCGGUCUUGGCAUGACCGAUGGCUAAAUCAUGUCUGUGCAUGCUUGGCCCCCUCGUGUCAUCAGCUUCUUUCAGAGAGCUCGGGCCUCCAGAUCUCUGUCACGUCAUCAAGAGCUCAGGACGAGCAGCGGUCAAAGAUGUCAGUGACAGCAGCAUGCCUUUCCUCAACAGCGCCUCUUCCCGCUUCGUAGCUGAUCGUUGUCAUCCCUGCGCUUCCAGGUCGGAUCGUAUCAUUACGUCUCUGGAGUGGACGCGUCCAGCUCUGCUGCCCUCGCUGCAUAUAUCAAUAGCUUGACGUACGAGCUGGAUCAGAAUCAAGCGUGGUUCUCUGCAAAAGGCGGCUGGAAGCUGAAGAGCGGGGCGUACUGGUGCGUGCGACAUCCGUCCCUCGAUGACUCUAUGUGAGCUCUCAUCAAUUCAAAGCGCACCUCUUCUAUCCGCACAGCUGCUUCAAUGCUUUCUCAAGGGUCGAUGUGCGGGUGGAAGUCCGCAUUCCUGGCUCUGUGGACGCUUACGUUGUGGACUUGCGAGGUGAACGACACGAGACCACACCGGAAGUCUGGCAAGAAGUCUACCUCUCAGCACUCCUCCGAGCCAUCCUGUAUGCGGACGACGCCAACUAUCGUCUGGCGGGGUACAGGAAGCUGGACCCCAUCAGUUCGCCAGAUGCCGAACACCGCUUUCUGCAAGCUGCCGAAAAUCUCUUUUUCAAGGGCUGGCAGCUAGGGUCUGAACCCGAGAUCCAAGUCGCUACCGUCGUCUCCAAUCACCUCACCAAUGGCAUCCUCAAGUACUUUGGCGAUGCCAACAGGUACGACCAGGCAGUGAACCUUUUUGAGAAGCUGUACGCAAGGGAGCCGGAAGUUGCAGCUCUUGUAGCUGAAGCCUACAUCGGUCUAAGUGAGUGCGGCGCGUUUUGUGGACAUGCGCACGCAGCACAGCUAUAAUUGGCUGAUCACUCCUGAUUGGUGGACGACAGACGAGGAAGUAAAGGCUGUGCAGACCAUGCACAGAGCGAUCAAGGAGACACCGCAGAGCUAUGCGCUCUUGCAUGUCCAGGUCGAUUUCUUGCGAUCCAAAGGCAAACACGAGUGGGCGGCGAGGCUGGCCAAGCAGGCUGUCAAUUGUGCGCCUAGCGAAUUUGUCACUUGGGCCAAGUUGACGGAGUGCUACAUCGAGCUGGGACAGUGGGAAUCCGUGAGUAAUCUCUAGGCUACGAAGCUCAGGGCGAAUGUAGCAGUGCUGAUGAAAACGACGUUCUCCUACAGGCGCUCUUUACUCUGAACUCCUGCCCCAUGUUUACCUACAACGAGAGGGAUCUGCACAGGAUGCCGACCCCUGCGAGGAGUCACUUGCCAGUGAAACAGUUCAUCCAAGAGAGCGGUCUGCUGAACGAGGACAGCGCGAGGGAUAAUGAGGUGAGCAGUCUCGUCAAGGUGGUCAGAAGUGUGAUAUAUGUAUGCUCAUCCUCCACACUGCUCUUACUGAUGUCAGGCGGACGUAGCGCUGCUUAGGCUUCCCGCACCAGCAUUGAGGGGCACUUUUGCAAGAGCUUACUCGCUGUUGUCCCGGCUCGCUUCCAAGAUAGGAUGGGACGAAUUGCUGCGAUGUCGGUCGGCUGUAUUCGUCAUGGAGGAGGAGUAUAGAGCUCAGAAGGCAGCGCACGACGUUGAGCCUGAAAUUGCCGGAGGAGAUGAUUCCGACGAUCAGAAAGCCAAGGAGGAUCAAGCAGAGGAGGCAAGGCUGCCAGUGGAAGAGAGAUCUGCUGAACAGACAUCCGAACCUGAAGCGGUCGUGGACGAGCAUGGAGGAGAGACUGAUAUGCCGCCGUUGCCAGCCUAUGAUGAAUCGCAGCCCAAAGAAGCAGAUGAUGUUGUCGAGAAGCUGGACAGACUUGGAAUCGAUAGCGCAGCUGGAGCAUCUAGCCAAUCCAUCCCUACCAUCAAGAUCUCCACAGAGUCAGAUCACGAGCGAGAAAAGGCCGAGCUGGAAACGUACAUGCGGGAACAAGACGAGAGUGGAACGAAGCAGGCGAAUGCGGAUGAGUCGGCGGAAGUUCACGCGCAAGCGAACGGAUCGGUCGCAGAAGUGAUUGAGCAAAAGGCUGCCCCUCAGCAAGUGCCACAUGUGCACGUGGACCCGCCACCGCUUGAGAAGCCUGCGCAAGCACAGCACCUUUCCGGCCAUACUCGGUCGGAUUCUUCGGCUGCUGCCUCUGCUGUUCACGCCGACGGCCCUGCAUCGACAUUGAAUGGACACAACGUACAAUCUGCUCACACGGCUUCUGGCGAAGCGCUGCAAAACGAGGACACGGCACACGCUCACGCUUCUGCUGGAUUCUCCUUCACCAACAAGAGGCUAUGCGAGAGGUGGUUGGAUAAUGCAUUCAUGGUGUUGUACGAGGAUCUGAGAGUGUACACCAUCUGGAGAGCGGAGAUUGUACACUACAGGUCUCAGAGCCUGCCGUACUCCAAGACUGGUACAGAGUGGGAGAUCUUGGGCGAGCUAGCGCUGAGGUUGAAUCACAAGGUGAGUGACGGUCACGAUCACUUUCGAAGCGAUAGCACCUGGCAUCUCAAUUACCGAGCGAAUGUCUGCUCUGCGCUUCCAGGAAGAGGCAAAGGACGCGUUCCAGAGAUGCGUGGACGGCAAGUUUUCCGCCAAGGCGCUGCUGCGCCUGCUGGAAAUCUUCUCGGAGCAGAAGGAUGUAGAACGGACCUUGUGGGCGGCUCUCCGAUUGACAGCCUACCAUCAUCGGUAAGUGUCCUGACGAAGCACAUUGCGUCACUUCAACGCCACCUCGUUGACCGACGCAUCGGUUCUGCGCACCACACAGAUGGUACAUGGAGGGCGCCUACCCCUCGGCAGUGGCCAAGAGCUUGUACAGGCUUAUCCGAGAAGUUGGUCUGAGCAAGGUCUCCUACACCCUCGUCUCUAUGAAUCCACCACAGCCGAUCUUACGGCUCAGUGAGUAGUGUCCUGCGGUCUGCUUCCCGCCUGCGCCUAGUCUAUGAAGCUGAUUUGGCCUCCUACAUUUCAUCUCUGUCCCCUCAUCGCAUGUCAGUGCAAAAUGUGAGUCGGCGAUCAUAUCCGGUCAGAUGUCUAGCGCGCGCUAAUGGCUAAUUGCGCCCUCCUACGCCUUUCCAGUACCUGGCCUACGCGCAGCUCUUUAGGAUAGCUGGCUGUAACAAUUGA